Galeopterus variegatus (Sunda flying lemur) is the source of this 2814-nucleotide messenger RNA. It is a transcript of the gene SCN11A, whose product is annotated as sodium channel, voltage-gated, type XI, alpha subunit. The annotation marks the transcript as partial. Gene Ontology annotation, molecular function: voltage-gated sodium channel activity. The record is from RefSeq and is a predicted model, not a curated record. Gene Ontology annotation, biological process: sodium ion transmembrane transport; membrane depolarization during action potential; neuronal action potential. NCBI's taxonomy places the organism in Eukaryota, Metazoa, Chordata, Mammalia, Dermoptera, Cynocephalidae. Gene Ontology annotation, cellular component: plasma membrane; axon; voltage-gated sodium channel complex. The transcript is spliced from 15 exons.
AUGGAUGACAGGUUCUACCCGGUGAUCUUCCCAGAUGCACGGAAUUUCCGCCCCUUCACUUCUGACUCUCUGGCUGCAAUCGAGAAGCGGAUCGCCAUCCAAAAGGAGAAAAAGAAGCUCAAAGGCCAGACAGUGGCAGAGCCCCAGCCUCGACCUCAGCUUGAUCUAAAGGCCUCUAGGACAUUGCCCAAGCUCUAUGGGGGCAUUCCCCAUGAGCUGAUAGGGAAGCCCCUGGAAGACUUGGACCCAUUCUACAGAAAUCAUAAGACAUUUAUGGUGUUGAACAAACAGAGAACAAUCUACCGCUUCAGUGCCAAGCGUGCCUUGUUCAUUUUGGGACCUUUCAAUCCAAUCAGAAGUUUAGCCAUUAGAAUCUCAGUCCAUUCAUUGUUCAGCAUGUUAAUCAUCUGCACUGUCAUCAUCAACUGUGUGUUCAUGGCUAGAGGUCACGGCAAGGACAGCAGUAACAUAAACACCGAAGGUGCCGAGUAUGUCUUCACUGGGAUUUAUAUUUUUGAAGCUUUUAUAAAAAUAUUGGCAAGAGGUUUUGUUCUGGAUGAGUUUUCCUUCCUUCGAGAUCCAUGGAACUGGCUGGACUCCAUUGUCAUUGGAACAGCGAUUGUAUCAUAUCUUCCAGAUAUCAAUAUCAAUCUGUCGCCCCUGCGUACCUUCCGAGUGUUCAGAGCUUUGAAAGCAAUUUCAGUAGUUUCAGGUCUGAAAGUCAUUGUGGGGGCCCUGCUGCGCUCUAUGAAGAAGCUUGUCAACGUGAUGAUUCUGACCCUCUUCUGUCUCAGCAUCUUUGCCCUGGUAGGUCAGCAGCUCUUCAUGGGACAUCUGAACCAGAAAUGUAUCAGGAUUGACUGUAAGAAUGUCAGUCACCUUGCAGACUAUUGCUUUGAAAAGAAAGGAAAUUCCUCUGAAUUCAGAAUGUGUGGCAGCUGGUUGGGUAGCAGUGCCUGCUCUGACCAAUUUAAAUGCAUCCACACCAAAAUUAAUCCUGACUAUAAUUACACGAAUUUUGACAACUUUGGCUGGUCUUUUCUUGCCAUGUUCCGGCUUAUGACCCAAGAUUCCUGGGAGAAGCUGUAUCAACAGACCCUACGUACCUCUGGGCUCUACUCAGUCUUCUUCUUCGUGGUGGUCAUCUUCCUGGGCUCUAUCUACCUGCUUAACUUAACCCUGGCUGUCGUCACCAUGGCUUAUGAGGAGCAGAACAGGAAUGUAGCCGCAGAGACAGAGGCCAAAGAAAAGAUGUUUCAGGAAGCCCAGCAGCUGUUAAAGGAGGAAAAGGAGGCUCUGGUUGCCAUGGGAAUUGACAGAAGUUCACUUAAUUCCCUUGAAGCAUCAUCUUUUUCCCCAAAGAAAAGAAAGUUCUUUGGUAAUAAGAAAAGGAAGUCCUUCUUUUUGAGAGAGUCUGGGAAAGACCAGACGCCAGGAUCAGAUUCUGAUGAAGACUCCCACAAAAUGCCACACCUCCUAAAGCAAACCAAACGACUGUCCCAGAAUCUGUCACUGGACCACUUUGAUGAGCAUGGAGACCCCUUCCAAAGGCAGAGGGCGCUGAGUGCUGUCAGCAUCCUCACCAUCACUAUGCAGGAACAAGAAAAAUUACAGGAGCCUUGUCUCCCAUGCGGGGAAAACCUGGCAUCCAAAUACCUUGUGUGGGACUGUUGCCCCCAGUGGCUGUGCAUUAAGAAGACCCUGAGAACCGUGAUGACUGACCCCUUCACUGAGCUGGCCACCACCAUCUGCAUCAUAAUCAACACUGUCUUCUUGGCCAUGGAGCAUCACAAUAUGGAGGAGGGUUUUAAGACUAUGUUGAAUACAGGGAAUUUGGUUUUCACUGGCAUUUUUAUAGCAGAAAUGUGCUUAAAAAUCAUUGCUCUCGAUCCCUACCACUACUUUCGCCGAGGCUGGAACAUUUUCGACAGCAUCGUUGCUCUUCUGAGUUUUGCAGAUGUGAUGAGCAGUAAAUUUGUAAAGCAAAGUUUGCCAUUCUUGCGUUCCUUCAGAGUGCUGAGGAUUUUCAAGUUAGCCAAAUCCUGGCCAACUUUAAACACACUAAUUAAGAUAAUCGGCCAUUCUGUUGGAGCCCUUGGAAACCUGACUGUGGUCCUGGCUAUUGUGAUAUUUAUUUUCUCAGUAGUUGGUAUGCAGCUUUUUGGCUCUAAAUUCAGUUCCCAAAAGAGUGAAAAAUCUUGUGAUCCUACAGUCUCAUGUUUACGGCGCUGGCACAUGGAGGAUUUCUACCACUCCUUCCUGGUGGUAUUCCGCAUCCUCUGUGGGGAGUGGAUCGAAAACAUGUGGGAAUGUAUGCAAGAAGCUGACCCGUCAUUGUGUGUUAUUGUCUUUGUGUUGAUCGUGGUGAUAGGAAAACUUGUGGUGCUCAAUCUCUUCAUUGCAUUAUUGCUAAAUUCCUUCAGCAACGAGGAGAGAGAUGGAAACUUAGAAGGACAGGCCAAGAAAACGAAAGUCCAGUUAGCCCUGGAUCGGUUCUACUGGGCUUUUUGUUUUGUGAUGCGCUCUCUUGAGCAUAUCUGUCGCAAGCGGUGCAGGAGGCAAGACUUAUCAAAGCAAAAAGAGAUGACAGGAGGCCCUGCUCCAGAGAGUAAAGAUAUCAUUUCCCUGGUGGCAGAGAUGAAAAGGGGCCCAGAGACCCAGGAAGAGUUUGGUGUACUAAGCUCUGCACCGAAGGCCUUGGGCAUCAGGCAUGAUCGGACUUGGUUGGCCCCACUUGCAGAGGAAGAAGAUGAUGUUGAAUUUCCUGGUGAAGAUAAUGCACAGCCCACCACACAGCCUGAGGCUAAAAGACAG